AUGGCCCCAAAGGUCAGAGGAACUUACUUGGUUGAGCAAUACUACCACGAGACCGACUUGGACUUUUUCAUCUUCAUGUCCAGCAUGUCCGCGAUCGUUGGAAUCAGAGGCCAGUCCAACUACUGCGCUGGCAAUAUGUAUGGACGCGCUGUUGUCGCCGGUCGCCGCGCUAGAGGGUUAGCUGCAUCGACUGUCGAUCUCUCAACAGUUUUCGGCGUUGGCUAUUUCGCUAAUGCAGGAGCAUCAAGCCUGCAGACAGUUCACGCGAACCUACGUGGAUUCAACACUCUAGCCAUCGGAGAAGGAGAUGUCUUGGAUGCCUUCCAUGAGGCCAUUUUGAGAGGGCCACCAAACGCAUCCGCUACUGGUGACGUGAUUGUUGGUCUCGGGUCCGAAACUGCUGUCGCAAUCGAUCAGCCUCCUGUAUCGGCAGCAUGGCACAAAGAUCCUAGGUUCGGGCAUUUCACAGCCCGGGCGGGUCAGAAAUUUGAUGAUCGGGCCGCGGGUGGGUCUGCGGGCGGCACCUCCGACAUGGCCAAGAAUGUACGCGAGAAAUUAUCGAAAACGACCACUGACGAGGAGCGACUGGCGACCUUGAGCAGCUGCUUCUCUGCGCAGAUACAAGACACAAUGCAGCUUUCAAGCUCGUCACUGCGCGCAGAUGUACCCCUGAUGGAUCUUGGCAUUGAUUCACUGGUUGCCGUUGAUCUAAGAGCGUGGUUUUUUAAGGAGUUGGAGGUGACUGUGCCUGUCUUGAGUAUCUUGAACGGCGAGAGUGUCAGAGAUCUCUGCAAAGUUGUUUUAUCCCAGGUUUGA
Molecule: messenger RNA, 816 nt
Organism: Colletotrichum siamense
Lineage: Eukaryota; Fungi; Ascomycota; Sordariomycetes; Glomerellales; Glomerellaceae
Product: Reducing polyketide synthase
Exons: 1
Coding region: 1-816 (271 amino acids)
Biological process (GO): fatty acid biosynthetic process; secondary metabolite biosynthetic process
Molecular function (GO): fatty acid synthase activity; phosphopantetheine binding
Source: RefSeq, a predicted model, not a curated record